Molecule: messenger RNA, 414 nt
Organism: Aspergillus alliaceus
Lineage: Eukaryota; Fungi; Ascomycota; Eurotiomycetes; Eurotiales; Aspergillaceae
Exons: 1
Coding region: 33-308 (91 amino acids)
Source: RefSeq, a predicted model, not a curated record
UUAGAGAGUAUUGGUAUUCGCAUGAUACUAUAAUGAUGAAUGAAUCCAUGUCAACCCCAAAGAUAACCGGUUUGUUUCCUUUUCAAUCCCGACCUUCCUUUUCUUCCCCCCACCCGCCAAAUCGUUCAAGUUAUUAUAUAUUAUGCUAUACUGUAUAUAUAUACGUCAUAUCACCCGUAGAUACUUUCCUUUCCUUUUUUCCAUUCCUUUGGUACUUUCCCUCUCUUCCCCCCUUCUCUCUCUUUCCCUCCUCCCCCGCCACCAUAAACGUGCCAUUGAAUUAUGGUCCUGCCCAUGUGCUUAUGUAACCCAUCACACCUCCAGAGAGCUAGGGCUGAAUAAAUCACGGGAUGCUCUUCUGCUUACUACUAUAGUACGGCAUAUCAGUCAUGUGAUAUGGUCUCUUUCUCAGCU